AUUGUUAUAGCAAUAAAGGAAACGGACAGAUUUGUCUUCAAAUCCCACACUCUGUGGACAGUCAGCUGUCCCCAUUCCUGUUCCUCUGCAGUGGUGGCAUCUGCGUGCAGCUUAGAAGAAAGACACUGCUGAUCCUGUAACAUGGAGGAUUGUCUUCAUACCUCAUCUGAGAAUCUGUCCAAAUUGGUCAGCUGGGCCCACAGCCAUGGGACUAUUUGCAGCCUCAUUCCAAACCUGAAACACUUGCUGUCUGAAGGUUCCCAUGGGAACCUGACUGCAAUGUGGGGCUGCAGUGCUGGUCAUGCUUACCACUGGCCACUAACAGCUACUUGCAGAGCUGGGUCCCAAGAGAGGGUUUGUUUCCAGGACAACCGAAGUUUUAAUUCUGAUAGUCCCAGUAUAAUUGGGGUGCCUUCUGAGACGCAGACUAGCCCUGUGGAGAGAUACCCCGGGAGACCUGUGAAGGCAAAGCUGGACUGUAACCGGACCAGAGACUCUUGUGACUUCUCUUACUGCAGUGAGCCUUCUGAGCUGGACGAAGCUGUUGAGGAGUACGAAGAUGAAAACACACUGUUUGACAUGGUUUGUGAGUCUUCUGUUACAGAUGAGGACAGUGACUUUGAACCCCAAACCCAGAGGCCUCAAAGCAUUGCUCGCAAAAGGCCCGGAAUAGUCCCAUCUUCUAUCCAUUCAAGUUCCCAGGGACAGAUGGUUGAUGAGUGCAGUAAUGAUGUCAUCAUCAAGAAAAUCAAGCAAGAGAUUCCAGAAGAUUAUUACAUUGUGGCAAAUGCAGAGCUGACUGGAGGAGUGGAUGGACCAGCCCUUUCAUUGACACAGAUGGCAAAGCCCAAGCUUCAGACUCAUGCUGGUCCCUCCUGUGUAGGGUCUGCUAAACUGAUUCCCCAUGUAACAUCCGCCCUCAGUGCGGAGCUAGACCCACACAGUAUGUCAGCAUCCCCCUCUGUGAUCUCCAGACCAAUCAUCCCAAAGACUGCUAGGGUGUCUCUGGCUUCACCAAACAGAGGACCCCCUGGUGCCCAUGGCACCGCCCACCAGGUGACCAUGCAGAUGCCUGUGAGCACAUCACAUCCUAACAAGCAGAUCAGUAUCCCUUUGUCUGCCCUUCAGCUGCCUGGACAGGAUGAGCAAGUUGCUUCUGAGGAGUUCCUGCCCCAUUUGCCUAGCCAGGUCUCAUCUUGUGAGGUAGCCCUUUCUCCCUCGGUUAACACAGAGCCUGAAGUGAGCUCCAGUCAACAGCAGCCCCCUGUUGCUCCAACCAUAACCACUGAAGCCACUGCACAGUGCAUUCCAGACCAGGAUGAAAGAGCAGCUGAGCUCAGCAGGGAGCAGAAUGAGAAAACCAUCCGGAGCACGCAGACUGCGCUCCGCAAUUUCCGGGAGUUCCUCAUCUCCAAGUACCCUUCGGAAACCAGAGAGAUCUAUGUCAUCCCUUGCAAGGAGCUAGAUGCCUACCUUGCCUCCUUCUUCGUGGAUGCCAGGCAGAAGGAUGGGUCUGAGUACGAACCCAACAGCUUGGCGAAUUACCAGUGUGGGCUGGAACGGUACCUGAAAGAGCACCGGUAUGGCUACAGCAUCACCAGGGAUAAGGAGUUUAAGCGUUCCCAGGAGGCCCUGAAACAGAAGCAGAUUGAACUCCGCUGCAAAGGAAAAGGAAACAAGCCACACAAGUCCAUGAAGCUCACCUUUGCCGACGAGCUCAUAUUGCGGAAGAGAGGACUGCUGAGCCGGUAUAACCCUGAGGGUCUGCUCAACCUUGUCUGGCUUAACAAUACAAAAGCUUUUGGGCACUGCACAGGCUUCCAUGGAUCCACCUUGAAAUGGGGCGACAUCCGACUCCGGGUCACAGAAACUGGGCUCGAGUAUUUGGAAUGGAUGGGUCAGGACACCGGUGAUCUGAAUGCCAAAACCAAGAGAGGAGGGACAGACUCACGGGUUUAUGCCACCCAGCAUGCCCCACAGACUUGCCCGGUGCAGGACUAUAAGGAAUAUGCCCAGCGGAGGCCUCCGGCCAUGCGCUAUGAGGAUGCCCCCUUCUACCUGUCCAUCAAGCCAGUUGUGAACCUGGCGGCUCUGCAUUGGUACAAUUGCCAGGCCCUCGGCAAGAACAAGCUGGCCAAGAUGGUGAAAACCAUGUGCGAGAAGGGCAACAUCCCGGGCAGGAAGACCAACUUCAGUGUCUACCAGAGCUGCAGCACCUUGUCUGAGGCCCAGAGCAACCAGCUGGUCCUCAUCUGCAACAACCUGAGCCAGCAGGCCGCCCAGUCAGUGGCGGGCCACUCCAACAGCAGCAAUUUCAUUGUCUCCUCUUACGACUCUUCCUCAGACACAGCUUGACCAGGUGGCUUGCGCAAGACCUCACUUUGGUUUCUGUGUCCCAAGAAACUGUCAUUGUAUACUGCAUUUCGUCGCCUUUCAUCUGCCCUCAGUGUUAACUUUAUAAAAUGCAAAUCUCUAUUUUUCUUUUUACAGAUAAGCCAAUGGCAAUAGUUUAGUAUCACUAACACAGUAUUUAUAGGCCUGAGACAAAUAAGUGUGCUUGUGGGUGAUUCCAUGUAAUUGCUGUUACAGACUUGGCAAAACCGUAGUGGUUCUCAGGCAAUGGUAGAGAAAGAAUUCCGUUUUGAAAAAACCAUCAGAAAGGAAACCAAGUCAUUCAAGACACUAUGUCCUCACUCCUCCUUGCCUCCUCACGUCCCGAUUUUGAUCUCCUUCACAGAUGGAUUUAUUUUUUUAAUUUUUAAAAAUUCUAUAUGAAUCUGGAGGAGACAACUUUACUGCUCAUGCCAGAUGUUGCUGAGCCAGAGCAGGUCAUGAAAGGGGUAUCAUAAGCUCAGCGUCAAGUUAUUUACAUGUAUUGUUAGUGUAGAGUUUUAGCUCCUGGACCUCACUUUUCACCAUAUAUGGAGAUCCCAAUGCUUAAAGAAUUUUUCUUUGGGGGGGAGGGGGCGGCGUGUAGAAGGAGGAAUAAAGGUGCCAUUCUUUUUGGAAGACGUCUCAUUUCUAAACAAUAUGCAAGGUCUGGUACCAUGAGGGGUGGGGAGACUGUUACAGAGCUCAUUUUUAGUGGUGUGAUUGGACCUGCAUAGGAUGUUCUUUUUCCCUAAGUCAGUGUAAAUGAGUUUGAUCAUCAGAUUUACAAGAAAUUUUAAACUUUCAAGAACUUUGAAAAUAUUUCCAAGUGUUAGAUUGUCUAUCAAGAAUAAAAGAAAAGGUAGAAAAUGGAGGCCCCACUAAAAAUCCGGACGCCUUGGUAGAGACAACAAGCUGCAGGACCCUGUUACUGUGUGUAAGCAUUAAAUCCAGCUCUUUUCCCCAGGGGAUCACUUGACUCUGCUGCACUUAGCAUCAAGGGAGCAUUGAUACCCAUCUUAAAUCACAAUAGUUAGUUACCAGCCUUACCAGAACUCAAAGCAUUCUUGAGUUUCUUCUCAGUAAAUAGAAAUGCAUUUAUCUGUGGUAAUCUGUAGUUGAAAUAAUUUUGGUUAAACAUUUGUGGUGGUUUUUCCAGUCUUUGUUUUCAAGUCUUGAAGACUGUAGUAAAUUAUUAGUUAAAACACUUCAAAAAUCAAAUACAUUUAGUCAUUAGAGCCACAGUAAGAUUGAGCUGGCUUCCUUCCCGUCCUAUCCAAUCAGUAAUACAGAAGGACUCUGAAAACCGUCAUUGGUUGGUCACAGUUGAGCACCUGUUGGGGAGCUGUUUAUUCUUCAGGUCAACCGUAUCACUCACAUUAGCUUGGAAGAUAGGUGGUACUUUAUUAUCUUCUGAUAUGAAAAGAGAAAUCUUUUCAUUUGCUUUUCUAAAUUGUCACAGAGCCGAGCUCUCCCAUGGCUAAGUGGCUCUUCGCAUCAAUAUGUAAUAAGCACACAUGGGGCCUUUCUUCUAGGCUGUGGUCUUUAGUGCAGAAGUGGCAGGUGAGCCUGGGACCUUGGUGGGUAGAAGUAGCUUUAUGAGCUUGUCCUUCCGAGAGAAGCAUCAUUAAGAAAAGGUAUAUAUUUCUAUAUAAGUAUUAUCUAAAUCCUUUGAGCAACCUAAAGAGGAAGCAAGUUAUCCUCAUUUUAUGGUGAAAUCAUAAGUCGGUUAGAUGAAGAAGGAGUCUGUCUUCUCCCCCCAGCCUUUUUCUAUUCAUCUUAUGAGCUAGUUGUUCGUUUGGGUGGUUUGAGCCAGAAAUGAGAACAGUGUCUUUCCAUUGCUGAAGGCUGUCUAGUUUCAAGGAAUGCUGGGUGAUGUUUCAUGAUUGCACACGAUCCUCUGACCCACCUCCCCAUCACCUCCACUUAAAUACACAGCUGCUUUCUCCCAGUUCCUCUGCAGACCCUCCCCACUCUUGGAGUCAGACAAGCCCGCUGUAAGGGAACUUUUUGAAAGGCUGUUUUAUGUGGUAUACUUGUCAUUUUUUAUCAUCAUAGUUUUUAAAUCCUCCAUCAUGUUGGCAGCAGAGUUGGUUUUGAGAAAGGAAGCCUGUCACUGUGCACUCCACUAAGAGGAUGGAACUAGGCAGUUCUGAGUCCCUGCUGGUGGUGUUGAGUCCUGACAGGAGCAUCUACCCUGCCUAAUCUUAAGUACUACAUUUUCAUCAAGACAGUUACAUCAAUAAUAUGAAUUACUUUUAUUUACUUAUGUUUUGCUGUGAUAACUAACCAGAUAAGAACACUGUGAUAUUUAGAUUAAAACAACUUUUUGAAAAAUGGCUUACUAGAAGAAGUAUAGCCAACCUAGAACCUCUUUAAUUAAAUUAUACAAAGUCCAUGACUACCUCUAAAUUUUGUAUUUUUAUCUAAACAAUUCUAAGGAUAUACCACUACCAGAUGCUGUUUUUAUUACUUAGAAUUUUAACUUAUAAAAUGAUUCCACGUCAUGGCAGAGGUGUACGUCAGCAUUUAUCAUGGUUAUUAGGGCUAAUGUGAAAUGUUCCAUAUGUAAUAUAUGUCAACUAUUAAAUAUUUAUUUCAUAAUUUUAACUAUCUUAGAAUUUCCCUGUUAAUUUGCUUUCUCUUAAGUUAUUGUGUUGUGUUCUGCUUGAUACAGGGUUUCUCCACAUUGUCUGUCCUCACCCUCGUCCCCCCAGAUCCCGGGUGCUGGGGCUACAGGAAAGCAGCACCAUACACAGCUCAUUUCCCUAAGUUAAAGUAUUACCUGAGCUUCAAUAGUGCCUGCAUCUUUUCUGGUGUAGGUUAAGUCUCUGGUUUUUCAGUUAGGUCUUAGUAUUGGAAACUGUGGCGUUAACUAACAUCCAGAGCCAUACUAUCGAUGAAUUUAUUGAGAUGAAAAUUUAUGGUUACAGAGGCAAAUAUUUACUGAAUAUCCAGUCAGUGGGAAGUCUGUAAAGAUGUAUACAGUUCUUCCUGUUCUCAAAGAAGAUAUAGAGAUGCUAUAGUAACAGUUUUAUUUUUGAGAGCCCAGCCUUCCCCUCCCCCAAAUCUCUGUGCUGAUCCUAUUGUGCAUUGUCUUUCAUACUUUGUGCCUCUGCAGUAACUUAAGUCAUUGAGUAUUCCAGUUUGCUGCAGAAUGUAUCCCACUUCUUUGAGUAUUUUUUUAAUCAUUUUUAUUUUGUGUGCAUUGGUGUUUCGUCUGCAUGUAUAUCUGUGUAAGUUCAUUUCCCCUAGAAAUGAACUUACAGACAGCUGUGAGCUGCCAUGUGGGUACUGGGGAUUGAACCCAGGUCCUCUGGAAGGGCAGUCGGUGCUCUUAACCACUGAGCCAUCUCUCCAGCCCUUUGAGUAUUUUUAUGAAGACCUUUCCUUAGAGCUUCUCCCCACACACCCCAAGUCAGGGUUUCUCUGUAUAAUCCUGGCUGUCCUGGAACUCACUCUGUAGACCAGGUUGGCCUCCAACUAACAGAGAUCUGCCUGCCUCAACCUCCCAGUGCUGGGAUAGAGUUUUUCUUAAAAUCAGUAAUACGGUGAAGCCAUUUGUGUACCAUCCCUGUGUUCACAUAGGUGCAUACCCACAGGAAAGUCAUGCUGUAUUGUGACAUAGUCAUUUGUUAGAGCGUACAGUGUGCCCCUGUCCCAGGACCCACAGGAAAGUCAGGCUGUAUUGUGACAUAGUCAUUUGUUAGAGCGUACAGUGUGCCCCUGUCCCAGGACCCACAGGAAAGUCAGGCUGUAUUGUGACAUAGUCAUUUGUUAGAGCGUACAGUGUGCCCCUGUCCCAGGACCCACAGGAAAGUCAGGCUGUAUUGUGACAUAGUCAUUUGUUAGAGCGUACAGUGUGCCCCUGUCCCAGGACCCACAGGAAAGUCAGGCUGUAUUGUGACAUAGUCAUUUGUUAGAGCGUACAGUGUGCCCCUGUCCCAGGUGCUUCUCUAAGUUGUCUUUAUCAGUAACCAUUUUAAAUGACCAUUCCUGCUCUUUGUAAGGGAGAAGGUCGGAUGGGUUGCCCCGGUCACAGAGUGAGUGGGGAGGAGCAGUGGUGGUCCCUGAAGGACAUCCUGGUCCCACCAUGUCCUGUCCUCUACUGUGGCUGCUAUCCAGGCACCACUCACUCGUGCUCUGGUAAUUCUGCAGUAGGCUCUCUGAAGUGACAAGCUGUAGAUCAAAUCUCUGGUACAAGAUAGUUUUUUGAGAAAGGGCUUUGACUGGAGCCUGGGGCCCAGCAGUUAGGCUAGGCUGUCCUCUCAUAAGGUAGAGUGCUCGAGCUGGGAUGAAAAUUAGCAGUCCUUCCCGUCAAACAGGUCUGGGAACCCAGAAGUACACUGUAGAUACCAUCUCCAGUUACUGCUGUGUUUUACUGAUAGCAGAUAAAGGGGAAUUGUAUCGGUAAACUACCAGCAACUCUGAUUUGACCUUUCUAAGCAGAGAAAAGGAAGACAGAUCUCUCAAGGUCCAGCUGACCUGAAAAUUGACCUGUUGGGUGUGCCAGAACUGAGUGAAAGGCCUGAUUUGGUAUUAAAGAUUGUGGUUUCCUAAAAAUACGACAUUUUAGUGUACUAAGUUGAGUUUUAGUGCAAGCCAUGAUGAAUUAGAGUCAGUAUUAGUUAGGUCCAAGUAUUGCUAUAAAGCCAUUGUCUUUGUUGAAUUGUGAUCUUAGAGGCUACCCCUGGAAAGGACCUAAGAAGUUGUCUCGCCCAGUGAUUACCAAGAUUUAGACUCAGAAACCAUAUCUUCCUUCAGGGAGAUGGUAAGGAAGGUAAAGGGAUGGAUACCUCAGAAAGAACAUGUGAACGUGCACACUCACACACACUUGCUGGAGAGUCAGCUUCUAGACCUCCUCUGUCCUUUGAGACUGACUGUGCUGAAUGGGCUGAUGUUACCUCUGUUCCACAGCCCCCACAGAGAUGAGCACCUGGGUCUUCCCAUCUCAUUAGGAUUAGAGCCAGGAGAACCCAGACACCUGACUACUCCUGUCCUUAACAGAAAAACUUGAUAGAAUUUAGAGAAGAAAUCCCACCUACGUGGAAGUAAACCCUGAGUUAAAUGUGUUUUUCUUCUUUUCCAAAUUGUAUUUUAAACUUCUGUAUAUUUGUUUGGGUUUUUAAGACUGGGUCUCAUGGUAUAGCUUUGGCUAGCUGGAACUAUGUAGACCAGGUUGGCUUUGAACUCACAGAAUCUGCCUGCCUCUGCCUCUGGAGUGCUGGGAUCAGAGGUGUACACCACCGUGCCCAGAAUUAACCCUCUAGUUCGUUAUAGGCUGUUUGAAUGUGAAACCUAACUUUUCAUUGUAUAGGGUUAUGUCUUGAUUUUUAGCCAUGUUUCAUUGUAAAAUUUGUUAGAAUCACUUCUAGUGUAAUUGUUUCCUAACAAAUGUCUCUGCUCAUCCCACUUAUAGUUAGUUUUCAACUAUAAAUGGGGAGGCAAACUACCCACAUCUCUAAGUAUUGGAUUCCAUUUAUAGUUAGUUUUCAACUAUAAAUGGGGGGGGGCAAACUACCCACAUCUCUAAGUAUAAUGGGGAGGCAAACUACCCACAUCUCUAAGUAUUGGAUUGCAGAUCAUGGACCAAAGGGAAUUCCUGUUUCGUUGGGAUUCUCCUGGAAAUCCAGCUCUAUGGUAUCCAUGUUAUUGGUUUGAGAUACAAUUUGUACUAUUUGACAGUUUGAGACAUACCUUCAGUCAAAAGGAUUACAAUUUUAUCAACAUAAUUAAGAUUUUCUUAAGUGAAUUUAUUCAGUGGUAAAAAGGGAAAAGUGGUAGGCGGUGAUACAGGUCUGCAGCAGGGAGAUUAGAAAUGCAGAGUGGGUUUCCUGUGUUAGCUUGACUUUUCUUCUGGAAUUCAAGCAUAAGAAAUUUCACAGACACAAUUUGCAAAUUGUGUUUAUCAGAAUCAGUGGAGACAGUAUCAAAUUUUAGGAUUUUUUAAAAGUGCAGUGUAGUUGUCUUUUUAUGGAAUGUCUGACUUGGUAUGACACUGGAAUUAGCAUUUUUACCGUUUUGCAUUGAUUUCCAUGGGAGCUUUGCAAAUGCUUUGACCUAGUUUACUCGUUCGUGGUAGGUAGAAUUAGGAUGGCAUUGGGAAUGUAGAACCCUAACAGUUAUUGUACACACAGUGUUUUAGUGACUGUUGAGUGUCUGUGUUGUUACAUUUUAUAAGUCACGUACCUUAGAGUACUGUACUAUUAAUUUAUAAUUGAUUAUUUAUACUGGGUGUCCAUAUUUAGUAUUAGUCCAGCCAGAUUAACUUUAUCUAACUGAACUUUUAUACCAAUAAUCCAUUAUGUUACACUUUAAAAAUAGCAUUUAUAACUAAAAAACUUUUGCUUUAUAAAGCAUUUGUUAUGAAAGAAACUUGCCAAAAACCAUUACAAUUUCUAUGCAUUAUGAGAUAAUUGAGUGACUUUUGAGGUUUUGCAUGUUGUUCUAGAUGCUCAUUCAGUGUUUAUAAUGUUGCUGUGGAAUUGUUAGCCAUCGCUGCUGUCACUUCCUAGAGUUAGGCUGUGCUGCCCGUGUGUGUGUGUGUGUGUGUGUGUGUGUGUGUGUGUGUGACUUGAGAAAGUAAGUACUUGGUCUAGUCUUUGGAGCCAGCACUUAGUGGCCUCACAAAAGGAAACACAGUUGUCACGCAGCACUGAACGUGUUUCAGGUGAACCAUUGCAGUCCAGAGAGCUUUCCUUCCACACACCUUCAAAAACAGAAAGCAACAUUCUGUGUGUUUGGUUUCUAAGUACUUUGUCACUGAGCGUUUUUACAGAAGAGAGUCCAACAGAGUGGCAGUGGAGCAGAACUGUCUCGCUGGCCUGGAUAUUUUAGGUUGAUGGGUGUAGCAGCAGGAGCCUGUGAGGCACACACGCUAUCUAGCUCCUCAGUGUGGCUUACUGUUAGAAUUGCAUCUGUAAGAAUAACUAGUAAUUUAGGGGCUGGAGAGAUGGCUCAGUGGUUGAGAGCAUGUACUGCUCCUCCAGAGGACCCGAGUUCUAUUCCCAGCUACUACAUCGGGUAUCUGUAAUUCUAGCUCCAGGCCAAAACGUCUGCACAUACUUACACAUAAUUGAAAAUAGUAGAAAAAUGAACCAAAAAAAGAAUAAUUAAUGGUUUAAUGUAUACCUUAUAGUUCCUAAUGUCAGCUUUUGUAUCCAGUAUUUACUUAGGUCUGUGGAGUGUAUUUAGUGUGCCCAUCAGGUCUUUCAUAGCUGUCUGUCCAGUUCAGUGCCUGGUGUUUCCCACUUGCCUCAGUGGUUCCACACAUACUCUGACGACAGAUUAACUCCGUCUCCUGUACUUGGUCAAAAUUCAACACGGAGAAAGUAUCAUUAUAUUCGUAUUUAUUCUUUUACAGCAGAGGUUAAACUAUCAUGAAAUAUUAAGCAAAGAAGACUGCUUCCUAAAGAGCCUUUUCACACCGGCAUGCCAAAAUUCCCCACUUAGUACUGGGUUUCCUCCUGUCAGCUCAAUAGAUAAUAAUUAUAAGAUCCCUUUAAUGAAAGGAUAAUCUCCUGAGGUAGAUACAGGCUUUUUGUGUGACUAUCAGAGGCAUAGUGACAGCCAGUGCUGUGUUUGGACACAUGGGUGCUGAAAUUACUGAUUUAAUUCUAACAUUAUUAAAACUAAUUCCUCAAGGCCGCUGUUACUUCUUUGCUUAGAGCAGUGGCUCUCGGCCUGUGGGUUGCAGCCCCUUUGGAGGGUUGAGUGGCCCUUUUCCAGGGGUCACAUACCCUGCAUAUCAGAUAUUUACAUUACAGUUUAUAACAGUGGCAAAAUUACAGUUAUGAAGCAGCAAUGAAAAUCAUUUUGUGCUUGGGGUCCCCACAGCAUGAGGAACUGUAUUAGAGGGUCACAGCGUUAGGAAGGCUGUGAAGCACUGGCUGAGAGGCAGAAAGGCAGAUUUAACUGUGAGCAUCCCUGCCAGAAUGUGCUUUAAGUGUCCAGCCCUCAGUGAGGCGCUGAAGCAAUAAGAGGAAACGGGGUUGGUUCUGUGUGGUGUGAGCAGCUCUUGUCAUCCAGCCCCAGCGCCUCACUGGAGCAUUUCUUGAUUCCUGUACUGGGAGAUUUCAGACACCAAAGACUAUGGCGUGGUAGGUCCAAUGAUGAAGUCUCUCUCGGUUAGCAGUGGGCAUGUAUUUUCGGAUUUAUUUUCCACCCUUGGAGCUUGUGUUUUGAAUCUCUCUGUCCAAGGCCUUUAUGUCUAGAGCAAUUUUUUGAACAAAUAGUAUAAAUACUUGGUAGGUUUUUAAUUUAUAGUUUCUGUUUUCCCCAUGUAAACAUUCAUUGCUAAAGCUGGACAUAGAGUUACCAGAUCAGCCUCGUGGUGAGUGAGCAUUCCCCUCUCUGUGCGGUAAUAUAAACAUUAAAAUCCCAUUGACCCGAAGGCUGUUGAAGAGAAUGACUGGCCAUACUUGAAUCGACCAGAAUCAGUAUGUGGCCCAGCUGGCCACUACAAGAAGACUUGGUGUGCUUUCAUGGAAUGGAGGCUAGGGUCAACGUCAUUGAGGUCCUUUGUUUUGUUACAAAUCAUGGAAGUGUGCAUACAGUUCCUUGUCUUCCAUCACUGAGGACUUAGGGGAUAAAAAGACAGAUUUAUCAUUUUAGUCCCUAUGGUUGAAGACCAGGCAUCUGUUUGGAAAUGCUAUAACCACAAUUAAUAUGCUUAGGGGGAAAUUUUCAUGAACCACAGAGGGCCGUGCUGUCCUUUUAGGAAGUAUUUACUUGCCCAGGUUGGUAGAUUGUCGUCUUUCUGUGUGUUUUCUAGCCACUUGGCUUCUCUAUGACUGAUGUGGAAAAAAGCACAUGUGUGUCUGCCUCACUCAAGUCAUAAUUGAAAACUUCUUUUUAAAGCUGCUACAGUUCUAACUUGGGAAAGGAAGAAGAAGAACCGUGUGGAUUAAAAUGAAAAACUGUGAUAACGCGUCAGCCGCUCCUGCCUGUCGAUGUUUGUAAUAUAGAGCGUUUGGUCACUAAGAGUGUUUGAAUUGGUUUCAUUUUUAGUUUGCUGCUCACUGACCUUUUACACUAAGAUGUUUCAUUUUUAUCCGCUCACUGUUUUUGCUUCACAACUGUCCGUGCACUUGUGCUUUAAAUAAAGCUCUAGUUUUGUGUCCA
Peromyscus californicus insignis is the source of this 11493-nucleotide messenger RNA. RefSeq names its product KIAA1958 ortholog. Lineage: Eukaryota; Metazoa; Chordata; Mammalia; Rodentia; Cricetidae. The coding region runs from base 142 to 2355 and encodes 737 amino acids. The record is from RefSeq and is a predicted model, not a curated record. The transcript has 3 exons.